Molecule: messenger RNA, 933 nt
Organism: Priapulus caudatus
Lineage: Eukaryota; Metazoa; Priapulida; Priapulimorpha; Priapulimorphida; Priapulidae
Product: solute carrier organic anion transporter family member 2B1-like
Exons: 7
Coding region: 1-810 (269 amino acids)
Biological process (GO): transmembrane transport; sodium-independent organic anion transport
Cellular component (GO): membrane
Molecular function (GO): protein binding
Source: RefSeq, a predicted model, not a curated record
AUGGGUUCCGGUGUAGCUGCGUUCACACCCGGAGCAUUCGCGGCUAAGCAANACUUCGCCUUCCUGCCAAAGUACCUCGAGUCGUACUUCGGCACGACGACGGCCGUCUCAAACAUCGUCGUGGGUAUAAUCGGCUGCGUGACGCCCAGUAUCGGGCUGCUGCUGGGCGGAUGUUUCAUGCGGCGGCGCCACCUACGUCCGCGAGGCUCCUUCCUGCUCGCCUUCCUCAGCAUCUUCAUCUACAUCGCGCUGCUCAUUCCGAUGAUGCUGCUGCCGUGCGACGACCUCACCGGUCUUAGCACCUCGCAAUCCGGAGGCAUUAUCGCUUAUAUACACUGGCUUCGUCGUUCACACCGUCGUUCUCUCACUCUCUCGUUAACACACAGCUACGAACUCUGGCAGGACUGCAACACGGACUGCGGAUGCAACGUGGAGAAAUACGCGCCGGUGUGCGCGUCGAACGGCGUCACCUACUUUUCUCCCUGCCAGGCAGGCUGCAGCGACGCCUACACACUCGGGGACGCCAAGAAUUUUACGGGCUGCUCCUGCACGCCAGAUGGCGUGGCGACUGCCGGCAAGUGUGACAGAACGUGCACCGGCGCCAUGGUUGCGUAUUUUAUUCUCCUCGGCGUUGCUGGCCUGCUAGUCGCACCUGCCAAUGUGGCAAGCUUCUCACUAAAAAUACGAGUGGUCGAACCCAAAGAUAAAGCUAUGGCGUUGGGACUUGGAAGUUUUCUGCUCUCGGGGCUAAGUGAGUGCUUCAUAAUGAUUCAUGUUUCGCUGUCAUUAAGAAUCUACUACACACGCUAGCAGGUGUAGGUUAGCGCGAUAAUUCACGGACGCAAACUCUCCCUAACCAUAUCGUAAAGCAGUUAUUUACGGCUAGCGGUAAGAGGUAGCUCUAUUCAUCGUCGAGCAUCCGUAUUCAACACA